Messenger RNA from Adineta steineri, 603 nucleotides. NCBI's taxonomy places the organism in Eukaryota, Metazoa, Rotifera, Eurotatoria, Adinetida, Adinetidae. The record is from the annotation of a GenBank genome assembly.
AUGGCAGUGAAUCGACAGCCAAGUAUUCAAAAAAGUCGAAAAUUAGUCGUUGUUGGUGAUGGAAUGUCUGGUAAAACCUGUCUUUUAUUUGCAUUUAAAAACGAUGAAUUUAGUUCUGAUCAUGUACCAACUAUUUUCGAUACAUAUGUAGCAGAAAUUGAAGUUGAUGGAAAAACUGUUGAUUUGGCUUUAUUUGACACAGCUGGUCAAGAAGAUUUUGAUCGUCUUCGUCCACUUUCAUAUCCAGAUACAAAUGUUAUACUUAUGUGUUUUAGUAUUGAUAAUCCGGUAUCUGUUGCAAGUAUUACAGAAAAAUGGAUUCCUGAAGUACGACAUUUUUGUGGUAAAUGUCCAAUAAUACUGGUAGCUUGUAAAAGUGAUUUAAGAAACGAUUCACAAAUUAUUGCAAAACUAAAAGAACGAAAUGAAAAACCAGUAACAACAGAAACUGGAAAACAAUUAGCUACACAAAUUAAAGCUGAUGCUUAUAUGGAAUGUUCAGCAAAAACUCAUGAAGGAAUACAUGAACUAUUUCUUCUUGCUGCUCGUUUAUCAUUCAAAAAACGUAAUAAUAAAAACAAAGUUAAAUGUAGCUUAUUAUAA